Zonotrichia albicollis (white-throated sparrow) is the source of this 423-nucleotide messenger RNA. The record is from RefSeq and is a predicted model, not a curated record. Lineage: Eukaryota; Metazoa; Chordata; Aves; Passeriformes; Passerellidae.
AUGAAGAUGCUCCACCUGGGCAUUCCAUUUCAGACAGUCCUGGGGGACUGGGUGCAGGACUGCCUUGGGAAGGGUGUCUGCUCCCUGGAGGGGAAGAAAGUUCCAGGGAAAGAUGAAGCAAAACACGAUGAUAUUAACAGAAUCAGGCAGACCCUUAAAGAAUUUAAUCCAUUUUCUUCCUUCUCAUCUUCAGGGUCCCUCGGGACAGCUGGUCGGGUGUGCAACCAGACGUCGCGCGGCAUGGACAGCUGUGAGGUGAUGUGCUGCGGGAGGGGCUACGACACCGCCCGCGUCAGCAGGGUGACCAAGUGCGAGUGCAAGUUCCACUGGUGCUGCGCCGUGCGCUGCCAGGACUGCCUCGAGGUGGUGGACAUUCACACCUGCAAGGCGCCAAAGAGCCCUGCCUGGAUGGCCCGGACAUGA